AGAGUGGCGACCGGAAAAUCAAGAAUAAUGGAGAGGGAGACUACAAAUAAUCAUGGUGGUGAUCUUCUUCAUGUUGUGAUAUUUCCAUUUUUUGCAUUUGGUCAUAUAAGCCCAUUUGUGCAGCUAUCCAACAAGCUAUCCGUUCAUGGAGUCAAGAUUUCCUUCUUCUCGGCUGCCGGAAACGUCGACCGGAUUAAAUCCAUGUUGAAUUCGAACCCAUGUACUCAGAUAGUUCCUCUCGCGCUCCCCGCCGUGGAGGGCCUUCCUCCGGGAACUCAGAGCACUGCAGACUUUCCGCCGGCAGCCGCGGAGCUACUCCCGGUGGCUCUCAACCUCAUGCAGCCUCAGAUCAAGGCGCUCCUCGUUGAACUCAAACCCCAUUUUGUGAUCUUUGAUUUUGCCCAGAAUUGGCUUCCGCCGCUCGCGGCGGAGCUCGGGAUUAAAACCAUAUUUUUCUCCGUCUUUGUUGCACUGGCCACCGCCUUUGCCACCGUCCCCGCCAGGCUUCCAGGCCCCGAAAGAUCCCCCACCGUCGAAGAAAUGAAGAAACCGCCACCGGGUUUUCCUCCGACUUCUGUCGCUUCCUUGAGAACCUUUGAAGCUCGAGAUUUUGUGAUCAUCUUCAAGAGACCCCAUAACGGCGGCGCCUCCGUGUACGACCGCGUUCUCGCCGGCCUAAACGGCUGCUCCGCCAUACUAGCAAAGACCUGUUACGAAAUGGAAGCGCCGUAUAUAGAUUACGUGAAAUCCCAAUUCAAGAAGCCUCUUCUACUCGCCGGUCCGGUGGUGCCGGAGCCGGCCUCCGGCGUGCUAGACCAGAAAUGGGCUGAUUGGCUAAGCCAGUUUGAACCCAGCACUGUAAUAUACUGUUCUUUUGGGAGCGAAACGUUCUUGAAAGACGAUCAGAUUAAAGAACUGGCCCUAGGAUUGGAACUCACCGGCCUUCCAUUCUUUCUGGUGCUGAACUUUCCGGCCAAUGUUGACGUGGCUUCCGAGCUCAACCGGGCCCUUCCGGCGGGGUUCACGGAGAGGGUGAAGGGAAGAGGGAUCAUCCAUUCAGGGUGGGUGCAGCAGCAGCAGAUCCUAGUUCAUAGCAGCGUGGGAUGCUACGUCUGCCAUGCAGGGUUCAGCUCAGUGAUUGAAGGUAUUGUGAAUGACUGUCAGCUAGUUAUGUUACCGCAGAAAGGCGAUCAGUUCUUGAAUGCUAAGUUGUUGGCCGAUGACAUGAAAGCCGGUGUGGAGGUAAACAGAAGAGAUGAAGAUGGGUAUUUCUGGAAAGAGGAUAUUCAGAAAGCUGUACAAACAAUCAUGGGAGAAGAAGGAGCAUCAACAAGGGCAAACCAGGAAAAGUGGAAAGAGUUUUUGCUUGACAAAGAGAUUCAAAGCAAAUUCAUCAAGGAUUUGGUUAAGGUCAUGAGGGAUAUGGCUACCAUGAACUAAAUGAAACAAUAUUGAUUGUGGUUUGAUUUAUGGCAGAUCAGAGUGAAUAAAAGUGAAUUAUGUGUAAGAAUGUAUUAUGUUUGUUGCAGUAGUUUGAUUUAUGUUUGUUGUAAUUUGAUUUAUGGUGUAAUGAAUAAAGAUGAAUUACUUUAAUAAUGGAUUAUGUUUGUUGUUGAAGGA
Molecule: messenger RNA, 1620 nt
Organism: Ipomoea nil (Japanese morning glory)
Lineage: Eukaryota; Viridiplantae; Streptophyta; Magnoliopsida; Solanales; Convolvulaceae
Product: anthocyanidin 3-O-glucosyltransferase-like
Exons: 2
Coding region: 28-1440 (470 amino acids)
Molecular function (GO): UDP-glycosyltransferase activity
Source: RefSeq, a predicted model, not a curated record